AUGGGACAACAUUUCAUUGAAAGGCACAACAACAAUAUGGCCCCUAAAGUAUCAAUCAAAAAACAAUUUAGCAAAACUCACCAUGAAAACAUCAUUUCAUUUAAGUGUAUGCGAAGAAGAAAAUCAAACAUAAAACUGAUUCCAACUGAACAUCAAAAUACAUCACUCACUAUCCCAUCCAUCAAACGAGUGCAAUCGCAAUGCAAUCUCUACGAAACAACAAAAAAUAGUAAAUCCGUAAAGCAUAGAUGGAAGCUCAGUAAAAGUGGAUGCGAUGAUGCAACAAAAAAUGAGAAACAACGAAUGACAAACUGUCACGAAGAGAGUCAUCAAGACAUUAAAUGCUUCCAGCCAAAAUCUUCACAGAAAAAUUUGACACAUAAUGUGCAUAAUGCUGAUAAAAUAUUUCAACGUAACAAUACUGAAAUUAAUAGUUUAUAUCGUCAUGUCAUCACUCAGAGCUACCCCAGCAAAAAAUCCACUCACCAACAACCACACUUCCAUGAUAAAAAGCAGUCACAUAGGCGUGACUAUGCCAGCUGUCGUAGGCUUCAAAGUUGGGCGACUGCAAGCGGUAUCAGAAAACUGUUGCCAAUUUUUAUACUCGUUAAUAUGCUUCCAUUUUUGUAUGCAGUUCUUUUUCAUGGAAGUUUUUAUAACUUGGAGAAAACUUUGAAGGAUAAGUAG
Clunio marinus is the source of this 687-nucleotide messenger RNA. Lineage: Eukaryota; Metazoa; Arthropoda; Insecta; Diptera; Chironomidae. The record is from the annotation of a GenBank genome assembly.